GGAUUCACAUUCAUUUCGUGCGAUGUGAAAAAUAAAAAUGGCUGUAAAUAUCUCGAUAUCCGAGCGCUAUCGGUGAAAAAUAACAGUUUGACAGUGUUUUUGAGCAAAUUCUAGCCCGAAAGUUGGUGCCGUAGUUGGGCAUUUGCCCGGUGGACACCGGAGUGGUAAAAUUCUGUGGAUUUGACCUGUGGAAAGUGGACUUUUGAAGGUUUGAAAGAUUUUGCUCGGAUGGUGUCUCGUAUAUUGACGCAAACUUUUUCUUAUAUUGUGAAGUGAUCUAAGUGGUAGCUAUUGAACAAGUUACACAAACUAAAGGUAGGAUAAUGUGUUGUUUUCUAGUGAUUAGUGAAUGUAUAGUGAACCAAUAAUGAAAUUUUGUGUGCAUACCAGACAUCAAUAUCAAAAGACGCCGAUGUCCAGUCAGUGUCGCGAAAUUCCAGGGCCGAAUCAUUCUGGCUGAAGUGAGAAGCAACUCGUGGAGUAUGAAGCAGAAGGAGCAGGAAGAAGAAAUAUUAAAAAUUAGUGCUGGUAUGAGCGAACAUCUGCGUUCGACGUUCCUGUAAAUAUAUGAUGCUGAUGCUGAUGGGAGAGAUGAAAUGUAUCAAAUAAGUCCAUUAUCUCCCUCAAUACCUGUACAGAGUGCUAAAGAAUAAUUCAAAUAAUCGAUAUCGUUACUCGGAGUGGUGCAAAGAGGUGCUAUACGCGUCCAACACGAGUGGAAGUGGAGGUAGAAUCGAGUAGAUCUGGUUUCGGAGCGAAGCUUCGUCAAAUCGGUCUGUGUGUGCUGAUAGUAUUUAUGUGUAUGUGAAGCUGAACCCAGCUGGGAAGAAGUAAGAAGUUUCAGUGGAAAAGUAAAUCGCUCUUGGGCGGUAAAAAUAACCAGAAAAAAAUAGCCCGAGAAAUGUAUCCAGAAAAGUGACGUAAGGAGAAGGCAGCAGCUGAAGAAAUCACGUGUAAUCACAAGCAGGAGCAGUCCAGCAAAAGGGAAGAAUCGCGCAAAAUCUGGUUGUUGCGCUCUCCCGUUCUUCUCAGUUGAGGAGCAGAAGAUCCGGUGUUUUAGGUAGUGUGUUGUAGUCGUCGUCGUCGGCAUCGUUGUCGUCGGCGCGCACACACACCUGUGUCAAGAUAGGGAAAAUGGACAAGGAUGGUGACAAGAAGGGUGGCGACAAGAAAGGUGGGCAAUCCGGAGCCGGCUUGGGAGGCGCAGCCGGUGUUCCGGAUCCUGCCUCACUGCUAGAUGCUGCGUCGUUGUUCGCAUACUGGGGCCGUGAUCCCUCGGCAAUGGCAGCAGCGGCGGCAUCGAAUCCCCUGUUCGGAUCCCAGUUCGCCAUGCCAGGAGGCCUCGGAGGUCUGAUGCCGAAUGCGGCGGCGGCUGCAGCGGCCGCUUCGGGUGGCGGAACGGACCGAUACCAAAUGUCCCAUUCGCACCCCAACACGAUGGCCGUGGCCGCUUCGCAGGCAGCCUCCCUGGCCGGUUUGCAUUCCAGUUGGUGGUCCAUGGCACAACUAGCGGCACAGGAUUACUUUGCCCGGCUGCAGGCGUCCGGAAUGUCACAGUUGCAGUUUCCCCACGGAGCCGCUGAGCUGGCCGGAGCAUUUCCCGGAGGUCUGGGAGCACUGGGUGCCAUGGGUGCUGCUGGGGCAGCAGGAGCCGCUGCUGCGGGCAACAGCGGACCCGGGGGUUCCAACGGAAAGGGUUCCGGCGGUAGCAAAGGCAAGAAGCGCGACCGCAGCAGUAACAGUAAUAGCAGCAAUGCUAGCAGUACGGGAGGCGGGGCUGGUGGUAUGGGAGGCGGAGGUUCAGGAGGUUAUAAGAAUUCAUCCUCUCCGUCGGUAUCACAAGCCGCGGCAGCCGCUGCCUACAAACAGUCCCUCUACAGUCAGGCCACUCUGCACAAGGAGCUAAUGGCCAUCACAGCGGCGGCAGCUGCAGCACAAAGUCAGCAGGGUGCUGGAUCCGGUGGUAUGGGCGGAGGCGGCGCUGGCGGUCAAUCUGGAUCGUCCAAAUCCAAGUCGUCUUCAUCGUCACAUGGUAGCGGUGGCGGUAGUGGAGGAGGCGGCCGAGGAGGUGGAUCCGGUGGCAACAACCUAAACGCUAACGAUGUCCUCUCGUUGACGCGAGGUUCAUCGUCGUCGCCAUCGGUGAACUCAUCCAAAUCGCAACAGCCGUCACCCAGUGUGACCAUCAGUGCCAGCAAUUUGUCCAACACAUCGCCGGGAAACCACCUGCAGAAUCUGUCCCGAGGGGGAAAGGAUUCCGGUGGCAAAGGUAGCUCAGCAGCAGAUUUGAGCUUAAGUGCAUCGAUGAAUGCUCUGAAUACGCUUUCGCAGUUUGGAAAUCUGGAUCUCGCAACGCAGCAAAAUGUCACAGCAACGAUGAAUGCGCUAGCCGCCAGUUCUGCCAAGGCGAAAGACUACAUGUCCUCCGGAAUACUCAAUGAUCCGUCCUCACUUCUUGGGGUACGAUUACCUCCGGAUACCGAAAUCAUCAAGUACACUAGUUCCAUUGUUGGAUCAAAAGCUUCCGGUUCGAGUGGACGAGGAAACAAACGCGCCAGGAUGGAAUCGAACGAGUACGGCCAGCAAGGAGCAACUUCCGGAGGAUCCAUGACUACUGGAGGAAACGGCAACAACAGUAACAACAGUGGAGGUGCCACUAACUUGUCCGGUUUGGGUUCUAUGGGAUCCGGUGGUAACUCUGGCGGUGGCAAUAAUGAUCGAAUAGAAGUCAUCAAACUUCCACCGACCAUCACCUCAAACGGAGUUUACAAUGCCGGAAAAGGAAAAGAUGCAAUGUCCGAUCCAAUCAGCGAAUGGGCCGGUUUGAAUCUCAGUUCAAAGUCAUCCUCAUCGAUGGCGUCUUCGUUGGCAGCGGCAGCAGCAGCGGCUGUAGCGGCUGCUGUUAACGAACCUCAAGACGACGCACCCUUGAAUUUAUCGAUGAAACCGUCGAAGUCGUCGGAUAGCCGAGAAUCUCCAGCGCCACCGUCCGGUUCGUCGACACCUAGUGCCAAUAGUUUACAGAGUCUCAGCACAAUCACGGCCGCUCUGGGAGCAUCCGGUGGAUCCUCCGAUAGUACCCCACGAUCUCGACGGAAAUCCAACAAUAAGAAUCGCUCGUCUGCCGCGGCAGCAGCAGCAGCAGCAGCUUCGGCGGACCCCGCGGUUUCGGCCGCAGGUUUCGUCCUGGGUGGCAGCGCUUCCUCCGAUGGCGGCUUGAACAAUUCCCUCCACAGCAGUACCAUCAGUUCGCUGCUAUUGGCGGCCAGUGGCGCAAGUGGUGGUACUGGAACUACCACUACCGCUAGCAGCAGUAGCAACAACAGUGGCAACGGGAUCCUACAGUCAUCCGGUGGAAGCGUGGUUGCCACCCAGCUCGGGCUCAACAGUUCCCUGUCGGAGUUGUUGAAGAUCUCCAAUUACGAAGAAAGCGACUAUGCAGCGCUGAGCGGAUCGUCCCAAUUCAAGGAAGGUCGCCCACGAAACUUGGGUCGAGGCGUAUCGAAACCCAAAAAGAACACGGUGGCAUCUCUCCUAGCGCAAAGCCGUGCCGUGGGCUCAAAACCCUUGACCGCACAGCAACUGCUCACACAGGAAGCGGAAAUAGAAAAACUUCGCCAGGUAAUGAUCGAAGCUAGUCAAUCGAUGGACAGUACCAGCAAUACCAACACGGACACGGAAAGCGUGGCCGAGAGUGGCAUGUCCGAGUCGGAAGGCGAAGAGCAAAUCAACGUCAAGGAGCUGCGGGUACCGCUGGAAAAGGGCUGGCGCCGGGAGACGGUCAUCCGGGGUCUCACCAAGAACGGACAAAUCAAGGGCGAUGUGUUCUACUAUCCACCGCAAAGCUUGAACAAGAUGAAGGGCAUGAAUCAGGUGCAGUUGUACCUGGACCAGUUCAAACCCAAGGACUUGUCGCGGGAUAAUUUUAGCUUCUCGGCGAAAGCAAUUGUGGGAACGUUCUUGCAGCCGGCUCCUCCACCGUACGCAACCGAUGGUGAGUACAUUAAAAUGACGGACGUUGAAGUAGCUCGUCGUUUGGAGGAGCUGAAAAUGUUCACCCGGCACACGGCGCUGAACGUGGAGCAGAGGAUUGAGAUUGCCAAACAACAGCAAGCACUCCGAGAUGCCAAGAAGAUGGCCAAGGAUGAAAUUAGCAAGAAUAAGGAGAAGGCUCGUCAAGCUAAGGAAGCCGAACGGAACGAACGGUUAGAGCAGCAACGUAGGGAGCGUGAAAUGAAGAAUCAACAAGCUUUGGAGGCUAAAAAGAAGCGGGAGGAGGAAAUCGCCCGCCAAAAAGCCGAAGAAGCUGCAAGGAAACAACAGGAACUUCAAAAACAGAAAGAGCUGAUGUACGCCGUUGAAAUGGAACGAGAACGACGGCGGCAGCACAUGGCAUUGAUCAAGCAGUUAGAGCUGCGGCGGAAGUUUGAAGAGAAGGAGAAAAAGAAGCAUCAGGUUAUUCUGGACAAGUUGAUUCAACGCGAGAAGAAACUUGCCAUGCGCAAGCGAGACACCAGCAUCCUACAGGAAUUGAGAAAACCGCUGGAAGAUUCGGAAAUCGGGGAACAAACGGAACUCUUCACCAUACCCAGAAUCUCGGGUUUGAAACUCACCGGCCAAGGCUUUUCCGAUCUGCUCAUGGUCUUCGAAUUCCUGCACAACUUUGGCGAAACGCUAGGUUUUGGUGAAUCUACAGAAAUGGAAACACUGCCAACGCUACAGACUCUCCACGCGGCGUUAACGAGCGACAAUGCCGUGGAAGCCGAGGAAGAACUCCUCUCCGUGAUGACUCACCUGCUGGUGUGCGCUAUUGAAGAUCCGGGAAUUCCCAACCCCGGACGGCACACGACCCUGCUUGGCCAAACCCUUCGUCAGGCGGAUAUUACGCACUCGAACGUAUCGGAGAUCCUGCGGAUAUACCUGUAUGCCGUGGCACAUGGUGAAGUUCGGCAGCAGAGUGGAAUUAAUCUGGAGCGGGAAAGGGAACGGCACCAUUUACCGACGGAGGAAGACAUCAAGACUGCCAGUGAUAAGAAUAGGCAGUUCUAUGAACUGCUUUCGGAGAACACCAGGUACAAGUUGUCCGAGUUGCUGAAGGACAAACCGUUUGUGUCCAUAAAUCCGGCAACGAAGGCACAGAUUCUAGCCAUGUUGUGCAACGAUUUGCUGCUGAACAAAGCCGUCUGCAAGCAGAUCGAAAGCAGUCUGGAGACUCAGGCUCAGUUGAAAAAGGAUCGUUACGUGUUAGAUAACAAGAUAAGGAAAUACAAGAUGCUUGUGGCCAGGAAACAGAGGAUUGAGCAGUACGAAAAAGCUCAAGCUGCUGCUUUGGAGAAGUCACUUUCGAUGAAGGCGGCUGAGGAGGCCAAGAGAGCAGAAGAAGCCGCUGCUGCUGCGAAUGCUGAGAAUAUUUCGACGAAUCCUACCGAUCCACAAGAGCAGCCUGAGCAACCACAAUCAGGGGAGGAGAAGACUGAAGGAGUGACAGAGAAUGCCGAAGAGACGACAACUGUCCCAGAAGUGACACAAACGACAGCUCCAAUUCCGGAACCGGAACAAAAUCACAAAGAUGAUGCUCCUCUAACCUCCAGCCAAGAACCGCUCAACAACGGAAUGAGUGUUACAACGGAUGAAAGUCCAAUCAAGGCACCACCCACACCGAUGCACGAUGAUUCAAUGAUGAAGUCGAAGGAUAUGAGCUUCAACGAGAUGAGCGACAUGUCCGGGCUGAAUGUUUCUCAACAGCCAUCGGCAGCCAACGAUACGGACAAUCCAUUUUCCAAAUCCAUGAUCCAUGACGCACCAAGCGAGCGAAAUGAUGACGACAACAGUGAUCUGGAAAGUGAAGGCACGCAGUUGGAAGAAGACGAAGAUGCUCAACUAACAGCCGAAGAGGCGCAACGGAAGUAUGAACGAAUCCUGGAAACAUCGUUCCAAAAUAAGCAACAGCUGGAGCACGCUUUGAAUCAACUACGGGUGAAAUGUUACGGCCAGGAUCGCUACUGGCGCCGUUACUGGAAUCUCUCUAAGUGUGGCGGAAUCUACGUCGAAGCAAUGGAAUCCGCUCAGCAAGACAUGUACAAAUACGAAAAUGCUCUCGAGGAGCUACAUGCUAGUCAGGAAUCGGCAUCCGCCGAAGAAUCAGCUGUACCUGAAACAGCUCCGGCAGAAGAACCAAUGGAGGUAGAGAUUCCACUGGAGGACGACAUUCCCCGAUUUAUUCCGACGAUUGCCGACAUCGUGAAGCGUGAUCGUGACAAAAAUAAAGAAAACAAAGAUUCGAAUGACUUCCCGCAUCACAUCGGAUUGGAGGAACGCAAGCGGAAACGUUCCAACAGGAGUAGGAAGAAACACGAGUUCUUCAAUCAGGAGAACGCCAACGACAGCGAGUCGCAGGAUGUUCAGGAAGAGGAUAAUUCCCGAACCAGCUUCAGCAACUGCGAAGAAACCCGGACCGAUUCUCAAUCGGAAGCGGAACCCCAGUCGCAGCCCAUGCCAAUGCCGGUGGACGAUUCCCACAAGAUGCAGCCUGUGAUGGCGAUGCCGCAAGUUCAGGAACCUCCAGUUCCAGCUCCCAUCCAGUUGGGCGCCAAGAAGAAACGCGACGAAGACCACCUGAUGGACAUUGAGGAUUCCAUUCCGACGGCGAUCCUAGUACAAAAGGGUAACAAUCAUGACGAAACCAAGAUUGUCGAGGUGAACAAUCAAAUUGGAGGCGUGAAUGUGAACCGACAGCAGGAUGAUGGAGAUGUCCAAUUGAUUCAGGAGGAAACCCCAACAAUCACCAUUCCGGACGACGACACCCAAGAUGGCGAAUCACACCGGCAUGAAAGCGAUCAGAUGACAACCGACAAUCCCUCCAUGAUGUCGUCAGCUAACGGUGGAAAUGGAAGCAACUGUGAUAUUAAGCCAAAGCUGGAGAACGGUGAAAUCGGUGGCUCCGGUGGCGAAAUGGGUGAAAUCAUCGGUGCUGGUGGACAGGAUGUCGAAAUGGGCGAAAUUAAAGACCAGAAGCUGAUCAAAUACGAGUUCAAGAGAGACGACGACUGCUUGAUGGAACGGUGGUUCUCGAUUGUGGAUAAGGAUCUUCCGCUGAGCAGCACAGAGUGUCCCCUUCCUUCGCUCAAAGGAACCACUCCGGCUGCGAUGGCCCGCCAAGUGUAUACGAACAUCACCUGUAAGGAAAUCUGCCAAUCUCAGGGUAACCGGUGGGAUAUCGGCAAUAACAUCCAAUUCUUCAGCGUUCCCCUCGAGAAAGGAGUUGAGAUUCUUUUCAAAAAUGAAUCCUUCCUGUCUUUGUCCGGUUUGAACGAAGAAGAAAUGAAUGAUGUAAUCGCGAAACGGGUCAAGAAAGAUCCGGAACAGCUGGCUGAUUUGAAGCCACAGCUAAUACCGGUAACGCCAAAGCGGGAAUCAACCGACGAUAGCCACUCAGAUAUUAAAUCCGAAAUGAAGCAAGAGGGUGAAUCAGAAGAAUUCGGAUCCUUCUCUCUUCCAGCUUACAUGACACUUACGUUAAGUAAUCUGACUGCCUAUGUGCAAUGUGAUCAGUUCCAACCACUGCAAAUGACUCCGGAAGAGGAAAAGCAAAUGGAAGAGAUCAAAACGCGUGGCUUCCUAAAGAAACCGGAUGUCAAGCCUGUCCCGAAAGACUUCCGACAUGGCUGGUGGAAAAUCAACGACAUUGACGAGUUGAACGAACUGAUCAAGUCGCUCAACCCACGGGGAGUGAGAGAACGGAAUCUCCGGCAGAAUUUGCUUGAAUCUCUAUCGGAGGGUGUGAACCUCAGCACUCCCUAUCCAAUUUCGCACCUAGACGAACCCACCCCACAAAACAGUUGGGCGGAAACGGAAGCGUGGAACUCCUGGCGUCCUGCCAUUGCUCGAAGGGUGGAAGUUGCGCUUCUCGACCAGAUCGAAGCCAUGGAAGACAAGGUGGCUUCGGCUUCGAUGCAAAUCAAGGGCUGGCAAAUGCCCUCGCGGGAUGGCGACAAUGAAUCCGAAGUCGCCGAAGAGGUUACGAUUGAUUUGCUACGGGAGCGCAUUGCCGGGCUGGAGGCGGCUAUCGAGAGGCGCUAUCUCAAGCCGCCACUGGGAAUCAACACAACGGAAGCACAAAUGGCCGUCAUUGCACAACAGGAACAUCACCACUCAAUGGCAAACUCCUCAACCUGCUCAAACAGUUCGGAGGAUGAAAACAUUCCGAAAGGUCUUGUGUCCUGGCGCGACGCAGUCGAACGAUCGGUCACUACCGCCCAGCUAUCGAUGGCUUUGUACGUGCUCGAAUCGUGUGUCGCGUGGGACAAGAGCAUCAUGAAGGCGAAUUGCCAGUUCUGUCAGUCGGGUGAGCAGGAGGACAAGCUGCUGCUGUGUGAUGGGUGCGAUCGGGGCUACCAUACGUACUGCUUCAAGCCACGCAUGGACAAGAUUCCCGAUGGCGAUUGGUACUGCUUUGAGUGUAAGAAUAAGGCUACCGGGGAUCGGAAGUGUAUAGUCUGCGGCGGUUUGCGACCGCCCCCUCUAGGUAAGAUGGUCUACUGUGAGUUAUGCCCUCGCGCGUACCACCAGGACUGCUAUAUUCCACCUCUCUUGAAGUAUCCUCGCGGAAAGUGGUACUGCCAAAACUGCAUCUCGAAAGCACCACCCAAGAAGAAACCCACGCGAAAGCCACCAAAGGACAAACACAACUCAUCAUCGUCGCAGCUCAACCAGUCCAGUCUGAGCAACCAGUCGGCGAACCACUCGCUAAAUUCCUCCCACGAAGAAAUCCCACCUUCGACGCCGACGCCCGGAAUGCCAGUUACGCCACUGUCCAAUUCAGGUUCCAAUAUCAAUUCCACCCCAUUAAGUCCAGCACAUUCAGUAGCAUCCACGACCCAUGAAGAGCCGUCGUCCUCGUCGACUGUGCCCGCCAGCCAACCGUGUUCAACAUCGAUGCCAUUGCAGCCAGAUUUCAGUCAGCACCAGCAGCAGCAACUCCAACAAAUGCAACAUCAGCAGCCCCAAGCCAUUGCCUAUCCACAGCAACCACCCCAAUACGCCAAUCUCGAGGGAACGCCGGUAUCCGGCAUGCUGAAUAGUUUCCAACUGCCACAACCGGUGGCUAACAAUUACGAUCCUCAACAACAGUAUCAGCAGUACUAUCAAUCUCAGCAGCAACAUCACCAGUAUUACCAGCAGUACAACUCAUUCGCACAGCAGCAACAGCCUCACCAAGAAUCUCAUCUUUUUCAACCGGCCAGCAGUGGGGGAAAUGUCCCCAACGACCACAGCAGCAGCAUGGACAACAGUCUAAACAUUUCCAUAGGCAGUAACGAUGGUUCACAGUUCGACGGUCAUCAGACGCCCCACCAGCAGCCCUGCCAGGACAACAGCAGCAUUGCCACGUCCACGCCAACAUCGGGCUCGGCUGGAUCGGCCGAGUACUAUUCGCCUUCGAGUGCCAAUGCGUGCGCUUCCGGGUCCGGAUACGAUUCGGAGAAGCACAUCGAAUCGUGCGAGGAGCAGAUGCAACCGAACGCACUGAUAAGCGGAGGAGGCGGUAGCAGCAGCAGUAGCAGUAGUUCGCACAAAUCCGACAAAAAGGACAAGAAGGAACGGGACGAAGCUAAGGAGCAGGCCAAGAAGGAGAAAAAGGCCACCAAAAAGCUCAUGAAGGAGCUAGCUCCGUGCAAGACCGUUCUGGAGGAGAUGGAGGUGCACGAAGAUUCCUGGCCCUUUCUGCUACCGGUAAACACCAAACAGUUCCCCACGUACCGCAAAGUCAUCAAGUACCCGAUGGAUUUGUCGACCAUCAAGAAGCGCCUACAGGAUAUGGUUUACAAAUCCCGCGAUGAUUUCAUCACCGACGUCCGGCAGAUCUUCGACAACUGCGAAAUGUUCAACGAGGACGACUCUCCGGUGGGGACAGCCGGCCACGGGAUGCGCAAGUACUUCGAGCAGCGUUGGGCCGAACUCACCGAGAAGCACACGUCAUGAUGUCACGCUACCGGUGGAGCGGUAGCAUCAUCGGGUGGAAUGUCAGGGUCGUCGGCAACGACGGUCCAGGAGGGAUCGGGUGCUGCUCCUAUAGAAGCAGCUGAAUAUCAGCAAACGGUGCUGGGGAUUGAGGAGAACGAGGAGCCAUUGGCGCCAGAGGAGUUGAUCGGGCAACAGAGGGAUCAGAAGAAAGAUGAAGCAGGUUUGGCAGAGUCGUCCAAGGCGAUCGUUGCGGCAAUCCUCAACCAGGACAAUCUGGAUGAGACCGAUGCGGCGUUGAUGAUAGGAGAAGACGAAAUAAUGAACUAAAUAGUUGGAACAGCUUGAGUGCGAUGUGCCGGUUUGAUUUUAUGAACGAUGAUUUUCCUUAGGUUAGUUUGUUUUCGUGUAUUAUAGAGAAUCUCGCCAAGCGAGACCGCAUUACUAUUUCUGACUGUGUAAGGAAAAUACCUACCAAUGCAGUAUUUUUACGUUCGAUGUUCGUCUUUUUUAUUGGGCGAAAAUUAAAACUCGUUGAGUAAAACUGCAGAAUUGUUUUAAGUUUUUAGAGAAAAGAAAAACUUUUCAGUAUUCAGAAGAAAAGGAUUUGGAGCUGUUCUGAAUGACACGUGCGAGAAGAGAUAACUUUUGACGAAACUUUGGAAAGCAUUUUUGGAGUAAGAUCAAAAUUAUUUAAAUAAAAAAAAAAAUAUCGAAAAUCAUAAACUCAAAACAUUAACUUAAAUGUAUUCAAACAAGAAAAUAGACUGUUUUACAAAUAAUGAAAACGAUAACUUAUUAUUCUAGAAAACUCCCAUUCUACUUUAACAUUAGCGGUUCGCAAACCCAACAUUAUAGUACUAAAAAAACAUGAGAUAAACCCUCUGAAUUGCAUCAAAUUUAGAAGCAUCGAAAAAAAGUAUUUCUACUCUUCAACUCACGAUGGGUCCUGAUUGUCAAAUAAUAAAAUUCGGAUCACAUUAAGUAGGAGAACAAAAUUCGUGGUGUAGUGGAGCCUACGUUUAUAUUUUUUGCCUCCAUGGACUUCAUUUCCCUCUCCCAAAACGAUUAGAAUUACACAAACUAAAAUUAUGCAACUAGUGAAAUCUCCACUCUUGAGCUGUCUUCUCAGGGCAGGGGAGGAUUCCGAUUUUCGGAAUGACUUGCUUCGAGGUGACCGCGCCUAACGCAGAGGAAAUAAACUAAUCUGUAAAUAGUAGUACUUAGUUACGCGAUUCGUAGCGUUAAGUGCAAAAGAGAAAGGGUUUUAAAAGAGCAAAAAGGGGAGGUCUAUUUAUAUGAAGGAAUAAACCGCAUAACACAAUACACGCAUUCUAAUCAAAUCACGUUUUGUUUGACAGAAUUUCAUUAAAGGAAAGAAAGUGAUAAAUCAAGUAGAGGGAUGAUUCGUUUUCGACUGAGUUUUGAUUUCCCCUUUUCGAUUUCGUGCGGUCCUUUCGAAUCUUUGUAAACUCCCGCCGAAGCGAUUUCCUGAGUUCCCAUUUGCUGGAUUUACUACAUAGAGGAACAAUAUUUAUAUACCGAGAGGGGGGGGGGGGUGGGGAAUGGGAUGAGAAAAAAAAAAGUAGAAGAGCAGCUACAUUGUAAAAAAAACAGCAAUGAAUAGUUAACUUUUGAAAAAGUUUUAGGUAUCCUGUCCUGUAGCAUGCGAAGAGCAUCAAAGCCCAAUUAUCGCAGUAGUGAUUCAAUGUGAGUAUAUUAAUGAAUGUCCAUGUACUGAGUAACCUGUAAAACUGGCUAGUGUGUUAAAAAAGCAACUAACUAAUCAAGCUCGCUAGAAAGACGUUAGGCGUGCUCAUACCAACAUCUGCGAUUGGCUAAUUUGAUAACAAUUUUAUUUGUAUCGGAAGACAAAGAAUGCGCUACAAAUUCAUUCAUCGCUGUGUAUCGCUUUUUGUACUCAUAGGAAUAUUCAAAUCCACAACACGUCCUUUAAGUUUUAUGAUUACUAGUAUAUGAUAUGUUUGUGUCACAAUCCCCUACUGGCCGACCUGUGCGGUGUAGAAUGAAGAUAAUUACGCGAAUGAAACGAACAGUAAUGUUGAUAUAUAUGACAUGUGUACAUAUUUCGACUAGAAUUUGCGAGUAAGGUAAUACAAAUAAAAUUGCGUAGAAUAAAAUUAUGGAUGAAUAUUA
This is a messenger RNA of Aedes aegypti (yellow fever mosquito), 12114 nucleotides long. RefSeq lists its product as uncharacterized. Lineage: Eukaryota; Metazoa; Arthropoda; Insecta; Diptera; Culicidae. The transcript is spliced from 28 exons. The record is from RefSeq and is a predicted model, not a curated record. The coding region runs from base 1135 to 9978 and encodes 2947 amino acids. Gene Ontology annotation, molecular function: DNA binding; protein binding.